AUGCUAAAUAUAUCACCGAACAGUAGCUUUGUACGUGAUACAUCAGGUAUAAUAACAGAUCGUUUGAAAAUUUUACUCAAUCAAAUAUCUCAACGUCAAUUAAUUAAUCGAGAUAAACAAGUUACACAAAAACGAAUAUUAUUUAGUGUCAUUUUUUUAUGUCUGGUUCAAGUGAUUGUUCCAGACAGUUUUUUACACUUAAAUGAAAAAAUAUGGAAUGCUAAAAGAUUCAUUAUUGUAACAUGUAUUGCUUAUACAAUUCGUGUAUUAGUACAUUAUAUGCAUAUAUCAUUAGCUAAAUAUGUAUUUUUAACACAAAAUGAAUUAAAACAACUUGGAUUAUAUGUACCGGAACAAGGCAUGGUUAUUUGUGAUAAUCCUCAAUUAGCAGAAGCUGCUUAUAAUCGUCAUCGAUAUUUAAAUAGAUUAUUAUGUUGGAUUUCACCUCAAUCAUUAUAUACAUCUAUUCUUAAUCAACAAAAAACAACGGGUCCAACACUUCCAUUACGUGUUCUUACAGCGACACUUGCUGAUCGUGUAGCUUCAUUAGUAAAUAAUACUCGUCAAGUAACAUCACCAAAUAAAUUUGAUCAACAGAGAGAUCUAUAUGAAAAUUCAAAUUCAAGUAUUGCUACUCCUGAUCCAUUAGCAACAUUAAGAAAUAGUGUCUAUUGGCAAUCAUCACCAGAAUCACCAUCAACAAAUUUAAGUGAUUGUUCACGUUAUUUAACUGAACUUGAACGUGAUGCAUUAGAUUUAUCAGCUACAAGUCAUAAUCGAAGUUUAAAUGAAUCGUUUGGUCGAAGUCCUAUUAUGGCAACCAAUGCUAUGAAUGAUACAGUAGCUGAACUUCGAUCUCGUCCAUAUCAAAUGGCACAUAUUCGUUCAGCUACAAGUCAAAAUGGUUCAACUGUAGUCGAUGAUGAUACACGUAAAUCAGAUUAUAAAAGAAUUAUUAGUAGUAAUACGGGAUCUGGUAGUGGUCAAACAAGUGGUACACAAACAAUAAUUAAAUGGCGUAAAGUCCGUAUUGAUGGUCCACAAUUAUUCGUCUUACGUGAAAAUAUGCGCAAAUGGUUAACAAAAACAAUUCUCAUUCCAUUAACACGUGAUAUUGAAAAUUUAAAUCAAUCAUUAAUUGCUCUUGGACAUACAGAUAUAACCAUCGGAAAAACAACAACGAAUGAAAUAAAAUCAUUUAUACGUACAUGUACAAAUUCAACAUUAGUUUCUCAAUUAAAUGAAAUAUUACCUAAUUUUGAAAUUCAUUCUAAUCAAGAAUAUAUCCUUUCAAGAAUACAAAUCUUAGCUCGUACCUAUAUGUCUGGUUAUAAUUGGAAAUCAGGUGUAAUUACUGAUGCUGAACUUGUAUUCAAUUUAUUUUGUAUUUAUUUUGAUCGACGUCUUACACCCGAUCCACGAUUCUUAGAUGGAAAAGUUUUUCGUGGAAAUUAUAUUGUACGACAAGCACAAUUAACAAAUACAGCUCGGUAUCCAACAGGUAUCUUUGUCUAUCAAGAAAAACCACCAAUUUAUAAAGUUUUAUCAAAUAGUGAAAUUCAUGAUGUACCAGCAGGUGAUCAUAAUUUACUUGAUUGUCUUCUUCUAUUUGUUGAAUGUGUUAAUUCAACUCGAAAUGGACAUCUUGGAUCAUUGAAUUUAGGUGCUAGUGGUGUGGAUAUUUUAUGGACUAUUAUUUCACCAUCAUCACCAUAA
Adineta steineri is the source of this 1716-nucleotide messenger RNA. The record is from the annotation of a GenBank genome assembly. Lineage: Eukaryota; Metazoa; Rotifera; Eurotatoria; Adinetida; Adinetidae.